CAGCAAGCAUUUCAAAACUUCUAGCGUAUCAUCGCAGAUAUCCAUUAUCUUGCCUGAUUCUACCGCUAUAACACUUGCGCUUCACUUUCACCCAUCUUCACGCGACGCUUAGACAGCUUGUGUGCAAAUCUCAACCACAAAAAAACCAUCCCGAAGAAUUUAAGAUGAAGUUCUCUCUGUUCGCCGUCGCCGCUCUUCCGGCCCUUGCUUUCGCUCAGUCCACCACCACUGAGACGUCAACCACCGUCCUGACCAAGACUGUCACUCUCGCCAGACUUCACACAGUCACUGCUGUUGCCUCUCACAACGCCACCACCACCUCAGCCAGCUAUCAGUCCAUCGGUACUGCUGUCAGCACUGGCGUUGGUUCGACUGCCUUCAAGCCCACAUCCGUUCCCUCAACUGGCGCUCCCAUCGCUUCUGCCACCAAGGGCCCCCACAGCGCUGGUGUUGCUCUUGAGGCUAGCAAGGUCGCCUUGGUCGGUGUCGCUGGAAUGAUGAUUUUCGCCAUGAUGUAAAUCUUUGCGAAAUGACAGAAUACUUGGGAGUGUGGACAACUAGGGGAUGAAGCGGAUCCUUUUCCUCCGCGGACAGCAACCGUCUUGUCUUCUUUGCUCAUUUACCAAAAAAGUUUUUCUUUUGUCAUCUUGAAAAAAAAAAUUAAAAACCCAUUCUUCUGUAUGACGAUCUACGAUCAUUACGACUCGCCGACGAUUUGACAACGUGCUUCUGUUGAAAAGGGAUGGGCCCUUUUCGUCCACAAAGGCCUGGCGGUCUAAUUCCUUCUUCUUCUUCUGAUUCCCCCAAUUUUUUUUUUCUUCCUGUGCUCGAGCGCGCCAAUGGCGCUG
Trichoderma asperellum CBS 433.97 is the source of this 848-nucleotide messenger RNA. Lineage: Eukaryota; Fungi; Ascomycota; Sordariomycetes; Hypocreales; Hypocreaceae. The record is from RefSeq and is a predicted model, not a curated record.